This is a messenger RNA of Striga hermonthica, 1398 nucleotides long. The record is from the annotation of a GenBank genome assembly. Lineage: Eukaryota; Viridiplantae; Streptophyta; Magnoliopsida; Lamiales; Orobanchaceae.
AUGGAGCUCCGCCUCCUCAACCCGGCAAACCACCGCGCAAUCGCCUGCUCCACCACUAAAUCUUACUCCAAGAAAAUCUCGCAGCCCGACGACGGCAAGCGUCAACAACAGGACCUUCAAAUUCGUAAAAUUUCGAAGAAAGACCUCUCAAGAAUCUUGAGAACAGAGUCUGCCAUUAAAGCCAUUGAGGGGAAGGUUAAUUCUUCCAAGUACAAUAAUCUAUGGCCUAAAGCUGUUCUUGAAGCUCUAAGUGACGCAAUUAAGCAUAACCGUUGGGAGUCCGCUCUUAAGAUAUUCGAGCUUCUACGAAGGCAGCACUGGUACGAGCCGAGACGCCAGACAUAUGCGAAGCUCUUGGUAAUGCUGGGCAAGUGCAAGCAGACAAAUCAAGCUAGCCUGCUUUUCGAAACAAUGCUCUCGGACGGCCUAAAGCCUGCAGUCGAUGUUUACACCUCACUUGUGGGUGCUUAUGCUGUAAACGGGCUUUUUGAUGAAGCCUUCAGUGUUGUCAAUGAUAUGAAGGCCGUACGUGAUUGCACACCGGAUGCUUUCACUUACUCCAUCCUCAUCAAAUGCUGUGCCAAGCUGAAAAGGUUUGACAUCAUCGGGCGAGUUCUUGAAGAAAUGUCGAAUUCAGGACUCGAAUGUUGUACAGUGAUGUACAACACCCUAAUAGAUGGAUACGGUAAAGCUAACCGUUUUGAGGAUAUGGAGAAAUUUUUGCAUGACAUGAUUCAGAAGGAAAAUUGCGCCCCGGAUAUUUUUACCUAUAACUCGGUGGUUGGGGCUUACGGUAGGUUUGGGAGGAUUGAUGAAAUGGAGAAGUGGUUUGGAGAGUUUAAUAAGAUGGGAUUAAAGCCUGAUAUAAUGACGUACAACAUUCUGAUUAAGUCGUACGGGAAUUCGGGCUUGUAUGAAAAAAUGGGACGUGUUGUGGAUUUUAUGGAGAAGAGGUUUUUUUCACCUACAAUUGUUACUUACAAUAUAAUAAUCGAGGUAUUCGGAAAAAGCGGAGAUAUUGAAAAGAUGGACGAGAUUUUCCUGAAUAUGAAACAUCGGGGUUUGAAGCCCAAUUCGAUCACAUACAGUUCUCUUGUGAGUGCAUAUGGUAAAGCCGGGCUGUUUGGGAAAGUUGACUCGAUUUUGAGGCAAGUGGAGAAUUCGGAUGUCGUGCUCGAUACGCCUUUUUUCAACUGUGCUAUUAAUGCAUUCGGGAAAUUUGGUGAUGUAGAGAGGAUGAUGGAGUUAUUAGAGGCAAUGGAGGGGUGUGGGUGCAAACCGGAUGAUAUCACAUUUGCUACAAUAAUCCAAGCGUGUCGUGCAAAAGAGAUGAUUGAUACUGCUAAAGCUCUGGAGAGUAAAAUGAUUCAUGUUUCAGGGAGGAAGUGGAUUGGCUGA